Neltuma alba is the source of this 1141-nucleotide messenger RNA. RefSeq lists its product as uncharacterized. The record is from RefSeq and is a predicted model, not a curated record. Gene Ontology annotation, biological process: translation. Gene Ontology annotation, molecular function: structural constituent of ribosome. Gene Ontology annotation, cellular component: ribosome; mitochondrial large ribosomal subunit. NCBI's taxonomy places the organism in Eukaryota, Viridiplantae, Streptophyta, Magnoliopsida, Fabales, Fabaceae. The transcript has 3 exons. The coding region runs from base 407 to 838 and encodes 143 amino acids.
UAUCAAUUUCAUGCUUCAUAAGUGCCAUCAAUAAAAAAAUUUAAAAUAAUAAUAAAUAUAACUGCCAUGAGAGAUUUCCCUUUUGAAUAUAUUCUUAAGCAUGGAUUGAUGAGUUUUUUUAUUUUUUUGCCUUGAAGAGUGGAUGACUUUGUAUUUUCAUUUAUAAUGACAAAUAAUUUGAUUGUGCCUAUUGUCUAGAAUUUGUAUUUCAUUUUUACACUUUUUUUAGCAGAUAAAUAUAUGCAUAAAAAAGAAAGUCUUUUUUAUACCGGGCAAAUCGGAGGCGGUUCUUUUGGGUCGGACCGUUCAACCCGAAAUUGAAUACCCCGUUGCUCUGGUCCAAUUUCUUCUUCCUGCUGCUGCUUCUCAAUAGGGUUUAGGAAAGCUUGAGGAUUUUCAUACUGGAAUGGCAUCAAAAGCGUUUCUCAGAAUUGGCACUUCAAUGUUCAAUCGGGUUUCACAUUCAUUUCUUCACCAAGCGCUGUACUCGACUGACAAAAUUGCUUCUCGUAGCCUCGAUAUCACUCCCAGGCUAUUCCCAUCCGUCUCCAAGCUCCCUAGUUCUUUCGAGAUGCCCAAUAGCGAACUCGAACAUCUCAGCAAGUUCUCCUCAGGUGGCAUCGUGUAUCCUUGCGGACUGCCCUCGCUUCGGUUCUUCUUACCCGACGGGGCUGGUUCAUCAGAAGAGCCAAUGCUCUUAUUUCCGAAAAGAACAUUCCAACCUAGCCUUAUACGGCGAAAGAGAAAUCAUGGAUUUUUUGCCCGCAAGGCAACCAAGGGUGGCCGAAAAGUCAUUGCUAGAAGAAUAGCGAAGGGCAGGUCAAGGAUUACAGCAUAGUCAAUCUGAUGCUUCUCCAGCGCAUUGGAUCUUUUGAUUUACUUUGAAUUUUCUUGCAUUCCAUGUUAAAUACCCUGCAAACCAGGACAAGUUGAAUUAGCUCUGGUGCCCUUCUUUUUUUCCCCCCAAGUGUGGGGGUUCUAGGGCGUUGGUGAUCUGUGAUGAAAUCAACCUUUGACAAUCUGUUGAUUGCCCAAUGAGCAUGCCAAAAUAUUCUUGAGUCAAUCUCCACUUGUAUUCCUAACACAUACGGAUUGCCUUUGAGCAAGUUCAAAUUCAAUUAGUCAUCUUUCAUGCCUAUUA